AGUGUCUGUGUAAAUAUUCGUGAAAAAGAAGGUCAGGAGCUGAUUAAACAGUUAGCCAAGAAGAGCGACGUCCUCCUUGAAAAUUAUAUUCCAGGAAAACUGUCUGAAUUUAACCUUGGAUAUGAACACAUUGCCGAAAUAGCUCCCCAUCUUGUUUAUUGCUCCAUAACAGGGUAUGGUCAAACUGGACCGGAUGCCAAACGUGCCGGAUAUGACGUCAUCGUAGCAGCAACCGGGGGAUUAACUCAUAUUACAGGACCCGAGGGUGGCGAACCAUGCAAAGUUGGCGUGGCUAUGACAGACUUAUCAACGGGGUUGUACGCAUACGGGUCAAUUUUAGCAGCGUUAUUACAUCGGUCUAAAACAGGGCGUGGCCAGCAUAUUGAUUGUAAUUUAUUGUCAACUCAGGUAGCAUCUCUAGUCAAUAUUGCCAGCAAUUAUCUAAAUGCGGAUAUGGAAGCUCAUAGACGAGGCACGUCACAUCCGAGUAUAGUUCCUUAUCAGGCGUUUGAGACUGUAGAUGGUUAUGUCAUGGCGGGAGCGGGUAAUGAUAAACAGUUUGAAAUUCUUUGUAAGCGUAUAGGUUUACCAGAUGUUUGUGACAAUGAAGAUUAUACAACAAACAGACGAAGAGUUCAUAACAGGAAAUCACUGAUAGACAUAUUAAGCAAGAGAUUCAAAUUAAAGACAACUUCUGAUUGGUUGUGUGUAUUGAGGGAUUCUGGGAUACCGUACGGACCAAUCAACAAUAUGCAGCAAGUUUUCUCCGAUCCUCAGGUGCUACAUAACUGCAUGAUUCAGGAGAUGGAUCAUCCUACAGCCGGAGAUAUACGUGUAGCAGGUCCGGCUGUGAAAUUUGGGGCUACAGGUACUGUAUUGAAUCACGUUCCACCAUUACUUGGAGAGCAUACACGAGAGGUGUUAAUGGAGUUGUUGGAGAUGACGGAUAGUGAUAUAGACUGUCUUAUAAAACAAGGGAUAGUGAAAUGACUCUAGAAUGUGUACAACGGGUCCAAACAUUGAUAUGUAUACGGAUCAUAUAUAUAUAGUAACAACAUGUAUUUUAUGCGCCCUUAAGGCUGUAUUAUAAGAUUUCACACGUUGAGUUUGCAGUAUGCAUUACUUAAAGGUUAAUGUCGAAAAGCUACCAUCGUUCAAGAUGACUAUAUCGUUAUACUGGAUUCUGAUGUUUACAAUAUGUUUGGCAAUAUUUUCGGGCUUUAUAUUUUCAGUAUAUUCGAGGAUCACCAGUAUACGGAUUCAUGAUUAGCGGAUAUAUUUCUACGCUAACUUAUUCAUCAAAAGUCAUUUUUGCUCUGCGAAUUUAAAUACACAUCUUUAGUACAGUAUACAAUCCAUAUUUCAUGUAAAGGUCAUACUUUUGCUUAUACAAGUGAUAUUCAGCAGAAUGCUAAUUUUUCAAAGGUUACAAGAAAACUAUAAAUAUAAAUGCGUGACCGAGAUAGAUUCUCUGUGCUCAUACUGGUAUAUUAAUAUGCUAAAAUUGACAGUCUCACUGUCAGACAGUGGAUCAUAAUGAUGGAUAAAGCAUUAAACAAACAG
This is a messenger RNA of Ruditapes philippinarum (Manila clam), 1563 nucleotides long. RefSeq names its product succinate--hydroxymethylglutarate CoA-transferase-like. Lineage: Eukaryota; Metazoa; Mollusca; Bivalvia; Venerida; Veneridae. Gene Ontology annotation, molecular function: catalytic activity. The record is from RefSeq and is a predicted model, not a curated record. The annotation marks the transcript as partial. The transcript is spliced from 10 exons.